Molecule: messenger RNA, 673 nt
Organism: Mercenaria mercenaria
Lineage: Eukaryota; Metazoa; Mollusca; Bivalvia; Venerida; Veneridae
Exons: 7
Coding region: 39-524 (161 amino acids)
Biological process (GO): cellular response to molecule of fungal origin
Molecular function (GO): (1->3)-beta-D-glucan binding
Source: RefSeq, a predicted model, not a curated record
CGAAAUAAUUGUAUAAAACACCAAGUCGUUUAUUAUCUAUGUGUCAUUUUCUUCUCGACGCUCGGACGAAGAAGACGCUUGAAACACUUGUUCUGCAUGUCUUUAAAAUGCAUUUUCAAGAUAUCAUCUCGUUUGGAUUGUUUGUUGCUGUGUGCAGAUGGCCUGCACAUGGUGCUUUGGGUCUAGAGAAAAGAGAGGUCUCGGAACCCUCAUGCCCAGAUGGAUGGAGACUCUUCGGAGAGAAUUGUUAUUUUUGUAGUGGUAAUGAAACCGCAAAUUGGGAUGCAGCUCAAGCUGCAUGCUUUAAAGUUGAAGGACAACUUGUAGAAAUCGAAAGUUAUACAGAAAUGGACUUUCUGGUUGAGCUAAAAAAUAACGCGUCAUGUCCAUAUGGAUGGACACUCUUUGGAGAGAGUUGUUAUUUACAUAGUGGUAGUGAGAUAAAAACUUGGGAUGCGGCUCAAACUGCAUGCUUUAAGGCUGAAGGACAACUUGUAGAAAUCGGAAGUUUAUUGUUGAGCUGAAAACGAACUUUUCGUCAAAUCCACAGUCUUGGAUAGGACUGCAUGAUAGAGAAAGUGAAGGAAAGCAUAUCUGGGUUUCAACCGGAAGUGGUACCAGUUAUACCAACUGGGCGACCUACGAACCUAACGAUCACGAUGGGGGAGCUUGU